Rana temporaria (common frog) is the source of this 2341-nucleotide messenger RNA. Its product is annotated as cytochrome P450 2H2-like. Bases 56 to 1540 code for a protein of 494 amino acids. The transcript has 9 exons. The record is from RefSeq and is a predicted model, not a curated record. Gene Ontology annotation, molecular function: oxidoreductase activity, acting on paired donors, with incorporation or reduction of molecular oxygen, reduced flavin or flavoprotein as one donor, and incorporation of one atom of oxygen; iron ion binding; heme binding. Gene Ontology annotation, biological process: xenobiotic metabolic process. Gene Ontology annotation, cellular component: cytoplasm; intracellular membrane-bounded organelle. Lineage: Eukaryota; Metazoa; Chordata; Amphibia; Anura; Ranidae.
UCGGGAAUGAAAACAACAGUUCGUGAUUUGGAGACAGUGCAGAGAGACUGUCAGGAUGGCGGUGAAUAUCAGCACAACACUUCUCAUCGCUUCUGCGAUCACUCUUCUGAUUUACCUCAUUAAAUGGUGGAUGAAUGUAAAGAAGAAAGACUUGCCACCAGGGCCGACCCCUCUGCCAUUUCUGGGGAAUAUUCUUCAGAUUAGUACCACUGAAAUGCCACAAUCUCUGGUGAAGCUAAGUGAAAAGUACGGACCCGUGUAUACACUCUACAUGUCCAAAUAUCGAGCGAUCGUGCUGAUUGGGUAUGAUGCUGUGAAGGAGGCUCUGGUUGAUCACAGUGAUGCGUUCAGUGACAGAGGAGAUACGGAUCUAUCAGAAUUAUUCUUUAAAGACUUUGGGGUCAUUAUGAGCAAUGGAGAGAGAUGGAAGACGCUGCGCCGCUUUUCACUGACAACACUGAGAAAUUUUGGGAUGGGGAAGAGGAGUGUGGAGGAAAGGAUCCAAGAGGAAGCUCUAUGUCUCAGGGACAGAUUUAUGAAGAUCAAAGAUAAACCAAUAAACCCAAUGUAUUUGCUAAGAUUGUCUGUUUCCAAUGUCAUCUGUUCCAUUGUAUUUGGAGAGAGAUUUGACUAUGAAGACAAGAAGUUCAUUUCCUAUUUGAAACUUCUUCAAGAAAUGGCAACUCUGCUGAACUCCCGAUUGGGCCAGCUUCUUAAUCUAUUCCCAGCCUUAAUGAGCCGUAUUCCUGGUCCCCACCAAAAAAUGCUUAAAUAUUUUGAUACGUUAAACGAGUUUAUAAUAGAAAUGGUGGAAGCUCACAAGGAGACAUUGGAUGAGAACUGCACUCGAGACUUUAUAGAUUGCUUCCUAAUUAAAAUGCAAGAGGAAAAGAACAACCCCAAAACAGAAUUUCAUAAGGAUAAUUUACUAGGAACAGUAGCUGACCUGUUCUUUGCUGGGACUGAGACUACAAGUGUAACAUUGAGAUAUGCCUUCUUGAUACUACUCAAAUACCCUGAGAUACAAGAGAGAAUCCAAAAAGAGAUUGACAAUGUCAUAGGCAGUGAUCGCUGUCCAUCAGUUGAGGACAGAAGUAUGAUGCCAUAUACAGAUGCCGUCAUUCAUGAAAUCCAAAGAUUUGCUGAUAUUGUACCAGUAGGAGUUCUCCAUGCAGCCAGCAAGGACACCACGUUUAGAGGAUAUCACAUUCCAAAGGGAACUUUGGUGUUUCCAAUCCUAACUUCAGUCUUGAAGGACCCCAAACACUUCAAAAAUCCUCACAAAUUUGACCCUGGACAUUUUCUAAAUGAGAAUGGUAGCUUUGAGAAGAAUGAUGCCUUCAUGCCAUUUUCAGCAGGAAAACGUAUGUGUUUGGGGGAGGGUCUGGCUCGCAUGGAACUCUUCCUCGUUUUUACAACCAUUCUGCAAAGAUUUACUCUGAAACCCACCGUGGACAGAAAGUACAUAGAAAUUACACCACAACCCAACAGCAAUGCCGCUUUAGCUCGUGAAUAUGAGAUGUUGGCUGUACUUCGCUGAAAGACCAUUAUGUAUUCUGGUGUUAUUGAAUAUAUUAUUCCUGUUUUAGGCUUCAUGCACAUUGGAUGUUUUUACAGCUUCUGCUAGGGGCAUCUGGCUUAUUUUUUUCCUGUCUAUAAACCUCCCUUCAUGUUGGCCUGUGUCCAUGCACACAUAUGAUUUUAUCAGCGUUUAGUGUCAGGGACUUUUAGAAGCAAUAACCCACUGCCACAGCAGACUUCUGGCAGAAUUUUUUUGCAAAUGCAGGUAAAUGCGUAUUAAUGCUAAGCAUGUUUAGCUAUUCAGCGUUAAUUCAUUUCAAUGGUUAGAAUAAAUUAUUAUUCUGGCCAAUGAAAUGAAAUAACGCUCAAUCAUCUGAGGUCUGUAAACAUUCCUAAAUACGCCUUAACACUGCCGACGGCUGCCGACAUCGGGUGUUACGCUGGACAGGUAAGUGUCCAUUUAUUAAAAGUCAGUAGCUGCAGUAUUUGUAGCUGCUGGCGUAACAAAAAAAUUGGGUGGACCUCCGCUUUAAGAAGACCUAUAACUUUACAAUUAGUAAAUAAUGAUGCAAUAUCUUUUAGACAUUCAUUGUAAAAGGUUCUAUAAACCAAGAGUCUUGGAACGAUAGCACCUGCUGGGGUCCUGAAUUUAUUUCAAAGCAGGACAUCAUUUGACUGGAAUCUGUCUAUUAACCCCUUGAUUGUGUUCUCUCUGGAUACAUUAUUGUAGGCCCUGCUAGGCCCAGGAACAGUAUGUGAAUAAUUCAGUGUUAUAUUUAAUACACUUUAAAAUAUGAAAUAAAGUACCCAUUAAAACACA